UAGACAAAUUUCAUUGAUAAAAUAAAGUUUUAAUUUAAUGAUAUUACCUUUUCAUAUCCAGGCUUUAAAAAUCUGGGUUUUAAGAUCUAGGUUCAUGUUCUUUUCUUGUCAUUUGUACUUAAGUGUUUAAGAAAACUAGCACUAAACAUUUGAAGGCAGUCGUUUUGUUUCUCCUCACGUUAUGUUCCUUGAAAGAACCGAAAGAAAGGUGUGAUAAAGAAGAAUGAAGUUUGAUGACGUCAUCCACGAGCUUGGAGACUUUGGUAGCUACCAAAAGCGUAUGUUUUCUCUGACAUGUCUAGUGUCCGUGCCCACAGCCUUUCAUGUUUUAAUGUCAGUCUUUGUCUUGGCUGUGCCAGAUCACAGGUGCGCCAUUCCAGAACUGGACAAUGACACGUACGCAAGCCAAGGACCCUGGCAUGAUGACCUCAUCAAUCAAUCUAUCCCAUGGCUGAGUCAGAAGAACAUGUACUCCCAAUGUGAAGUGUUUGUGAAAGAUGUCACACAGAGAGACUGGAACAACAUGACCAGAAAGUGUGACAAAUGGGUUUACAGCAAGGAAAUAUUUACAUCCACCUUUGUCACAGAGAUCAACAUGGUAUGUGAUGAUGUGUCUUACAAAACGUACGCCAACAUGGCUGUCAUGGGAGGCAUGAUGGCUGGAUCACUCAUUUUAGGAUCAUUGGCAGAUGUACUAGGUCGCAAGAAGGUUGUAUUGUUGGGCACCAUUGGUCAGUUUGCUAGUGGUCUUGCUGUAGCUUUUGUCCACUCUUAUGUUCCAUUUGUCAUCUUGAAGUUUUGUGCCACCUUCUUUGGUAGUGGACUCUACCUCGCUGCUUAUGUUAUCGGAAUAGAGCUUGUGGGCCCGAAAAAACGAAAGUAUACCGCAAUAAUCAAUGAAUUCUUUUGGGUUCUUGGACUUUUCCUUCUGACUGCUAUCGCCUAUGGACUACGAAACUGGAGCCACUUACAGAUUGUUUUAUCCAUCCCUAACUUUUUAAUCAUUUCUUAUUUCUUAUUAUUGAAUGAAUCUCCAAGAUGGCUAGUCAGCAGACAAAAAUUUAAGGAAGCAUCUGAAAUUAUCAAAGCCGCUGCUAGAACGAACAAUGUCACUAUAUCAGAAAAAAUGGCAAAUUUGGAAGAGAUAGAAUUGGACGGUAUUGGCGAAAAAGUCUGGCACAUGAUGACGAAUCUUGUUUUGCUUAUCCGCUGUUUGGUUAUUUUUGCCAACUGGAUUGUAGCAAGUAUGGUAUAUUACGGGCUGAGUUUAAAUGUGGGCAACUUGUCUGGAGAUCUGUAUCUGAACUUCUUCCUGUCUGGUGUGGUAGAGCUGCUAUCUUACUUUCUGUGCCUGAUAUUCCUGGACAAAGCUGGCAGGAAGUUAUUACAAUGUCUCUUUAUGUUGACUGCUGGUAUAGCCUGUGUGUGUACUCUGUUUCCUGUACUAUAUGGAACUAAAGAUCUUUCCUGGAUAACCUUGGUGCUGUCCCUUGUGGGCAAGUUUGGCUCCUCAGCAGCGUUUGCUAUCAUCUAUAUCUACACUGUGGAGUUAUUCCCCACUGUGAUGAGAAACUCGGGGCUUGGACUAUGCUCUGUCAUGGCAAGAAUUGGCGGCAUUCUGGCACCUUAUAUUGCAGAUAUAGGUCACGUGAUCUCUGGAGACAUGGCUGUAGUGCUACCUCUACUUAUAUUUGGUGGAGCCAGUAUAUUUGCUGGACUACUUGCCCUGUUACUUCCAGAGACUGCCAACAAAAUGUUACCAGACACUGUGGAAGAUGCUAAGAACUUUGGAAGGAAGAAAGGUAAAAACAAUUUUGAUCUCCACAGUGUGACACUCAGUACACAGCUAAAUGGAAAAUGGAAUCCAACAUUUUCGGUGGAUUCUGAAAAUUGAAUGCUCCUCUCCACUACUCGAACUAAUUUCGAACCCGGGGUCACUAAAAUGAUGUACUGCUCCCAAGAAAAUAGUGUCUGCAAUUAAUCUUGAAUGGUUUCAAUCUGAUCGUUUGAUCUCUUUUCUUGUUAAAAUGUGGCAUGGAAAAUAAUACAUUGUGUUAUCUGUUGUUAUUGAAGUUAUUCCUGUACCACUGAGCAGGGCCGGCGCAAGGGUUGUGGCCGCCUGUGUACGAAAAUAAAAAAAAUGUACCCUUA
This is a messenger RNA of Biomphalaria glabrata, 2151 nucleotides long. RefSeq names its product organic cation transporter protein-like. The coding region runs from base 224 to 1894 and encodes 556 amino acids. Gene Ontology annotation, cellular component: membrane. NCBI's taxonomy places the organism in Eukaryota, Metazoa, Mollusca, Gastropoda, Planorbidae. Gene Ontology annotation, biological process: transmembrane transport. The transcript is spliced from 11 exons. Gene Ontology annotation, molecular function: transmembrane transporter activity. The record is from RefSeq and is a predicted model, not a curated record.